UUAAACGCACCGUGAGGAGAGGAAGACAGCUGCUGGGUUUUAAACGCACCGUGAGGAGAGGAAGACAGCUGCUGGGUUUUAAACGCACCGUGAGGAGAGUGAGACAGCUGCUGCAGGUGUGUUAGUGCCAACAGGAUGUCCUGCUCCUGCUGCUGCUGUGUGACUCCCAGUGGGGAGCUGCUGGACGGGAUCAGGAAGAAGGAGCAGACCAUGACGGACAUGUCGGCGCUCCGAGAACGGUACCGGAGCAGCACGGAGACCCAGCGGAGACACACGCACGUGCUGCUGCUCAGGACAGUGUCUGAGGAGCUGUCGGAGGCCAUCAGCAUCGUCCCCGUCACUCAGGCUCUCAGGUCGCCAUGGGAACCAGACGGCCGCUCGCCGCCCGUGACCUUUGACCCCGACCGGCCCGGCGGUGACCCCUGGCACCUCCACCUGGACCUCCAUCGCCGGUCCCGUCCCCGAGACUCCUCCCCGGAAACAAGACACACCAACAGUUCCUCCCGACGUUCUUCUUCUUCUUCUUCUUCUUCCUCCGAGUCUGACUGCAGGAAUCUCUCUGGAGACUCGACAUCUGAUUGGCCGAGCAGCGCCGGCGCCGACAGAUCAACAGGAGACCCCGAGACGGGACACAACCACAACCACAACCACGUUUCCCAUGGUAACCGUGAAAGCGACCCAGAGAAGAAGAAGAAGGAUCCCGUCUCCGGUUCCCUCGACGAUCCCGACGGUUUCCACGGUGAUCCUCGGGACCAAUCGGCCGCCGGCUCGGAGGAGAGUUUCACCGCAGGCCGACAGGAUGGCGAGUCUGCCGCCAGCGGCGCCUCGGCGUGGACGGGUUUCAGGAAGUUGUCGGCGCCGGUGCUCCGGUUCACCCGGCAGCAGAGUGUCGGGGGGGUCGGGUCCACCACGGGGGGCCACCAGAACCAGAACUACCAGCCGUUCCCCAACAGGAAGACCCCGAGGAUCUCAGAGGCCGCCCGCAGGCUCGGCAUGUACUCGUCCUUCUGACGGAGAGAGAACACGCUCAGCAUCAUACAUCUAUAAUAUAUAAUCAGCAUUAUACAUCUAUAAUAUAUAAUCAGCAUUAUAUAUAUCUAUAAUAUAUAA
Perca fluviatilis (European perch) is the source of this 1110-nucleotide messenger RNA. RefSeq lists its product as uncharacterized. The coding region runs from base 136 to 1011 and encodes 291 amino acids. The record is from RefSeq and is a predicted model, not a curated record. NCBI's taxonomy places the organism in Eukaryota, Metazoa, Chordata, Actinopteri, Perciformes, Percidae. The transcript is spliced from 6 exons.